AUGUCAGCGCAAAUGCCGCCUGGCAUGCGGACACGAGAACAAAAGUCCGCAGAUGAGGUACUCAAGGAGCUGAAUCGUGUUCCGCUGUUCAUGACUUCGCUGGACGAGACGGACGGCGAAGGUGGCGAAAAUGUCAUGUUAGAAGCUAUCAAAGCUCUUGCAUAUGAAGGUACCAAAGCUGAAGUCGCUGCAAACUUCAGGGAGCAAGGCAAUGAGCAGGCUAGAGCCAAAAACUGGAAAGAUGCUCGUGACUUCUAUACGCAAGCUAUCCAGACCCUUCGUGGCACCCUGAAGACUACAGAAGCAGAGCCGGAUGCUUCUGUCAAGGUCAUCGAGAUCGAUGAGGAGGCUGAGGCGAAAAAGGAACGCGAACAUGAGGAAGCAUGUCUCGUCAAUAGAGCGCUCUGUAACCUCGAGAUGAAAAACUACGGAUCGUGCAACACGGAUUGUGCUGCAGCACUUCGACUCAACCCAAAGAAUGCAAAGGCCUGGUAUCGAGCGGCGUCAGCUUGUCUGGCUCUAGACAAGAUACCCGAAGCCCUGGAUGCUUGCACUUCCGGCUUGCAAUUUGACGCAAGCAACGCUGCGCUCAAAUCCCUGCUAACAGCCACCGAGAAGCGCCGGGAUUAUAUCACCAACCUCCAACGUGAGCGUGCCGCACGUAAGGAGCGCACACGAAGCGAACAGGCGACGCUCCGGCUGGCGCUCAAAUCCCGUAAUAUUCUGAGUCGUGAAACGGAGAGUCCGCCUGAGAUGGAAGAUGCGAAAAUAUCACUUGCGGAUGCUAACGAUCCUUGUUCGGUCUUGUCGUUCCCGGUGUUGUUUCUGUAUCCUUUACAUGCUCAGACGGAUUUCAUUAAGGCAUUUCAGGAGAACGAGACGUUGCUUGAGCAUCUCCAGUACAUCCUGCCUGUACCUUGGGAUGAGAAACAGGAAUACUCGGAUGCCCAGGUGGUCGAGUGCUACAUGGAGACUGUGCAGGGAGGAUUAAUCAAGGCUGGGAAGAAGCUCAGUCUAAUGAAACUUCUCGGCAGCGGUAAGCUCGAGAUCGUAGACGGUCUAGUGCGAGUCUACGUUGUACCAAAGGCUAGGGCUUCGGAGUGGAUCGAGCAAUUCAAAGCUCGACGUAGUAGGAGCAUGUAG
Messenger RNA from Pseudocercospora fijiensis CIRAD86, 1143 nucleotides. RefSeq lists its product as uncharacterized. The transcript has 2 exons. The record is from RefSeq and is a predicted model, not a curated record. Gene Ontology annotation, molecular function: Hsp90 protein binding. NCBI's taxonomy places the organism in Eukaryota, Fungi, Ascomycota, Dothideomycetes, Mycosphaerellales, Mycosphaerellaceae. The coding region runs from base 1 to 1143 and encodes 380 amino acids. Gene Ontology annotation, biological process: protein folding.